GUAUUUCGAAGGGGACCGUAGUGAUAUUCAGCAAUGAGCCCCGAGGUCCUGAAGAGUGAACCGUACGGGGAGAAGGCUGACGUCUGGGCGGCAGGCUGCAUCCUCUAUCAGAUGGCGACUCUGAGUCUUCCCUUCUUCAGCACCAACAUGCUCUCCUUAGCUACAAAAAUAGUGGAGGCGGUAUAUGAACCAGUGCCAGAAGGUAUCUACUCUGAAAAAGUGACAGACACCAUCCGCAGGUGCCUCACUCCUGAUGCGGAAGCCCGUCCAGAUAUUGUAGAAGUUAGUUCAAUGAUUUCAGAUAUCAUGAUGAAAUAUUUGGACAACUUAUCUACAUCCCAGCUGGCCUUAGAGAAGAAACUGGAACGGGAACGGAGGCGCACACAGAGGUAUUUUAUGGAAGCUAACCGGAACACUGUCACGUGUCACCACCAUGAGCUGGCUCUGCUGUCUCACGAAACCUUUGAGAAGGCAAGUUUGAGUAGCAGCAGCAGUGGUGCGGCCAGCCUGAAAAGUGAGCUUUCAGAGAGUGCAGACCUGCCCCCUGAAGGCUUCCCAACCCCCUGUAAUAAGGAGGAAGACAGAGCCUGUGACGAAAUCCUGUCAGAUGAUGCCUUCAACCUGGAAAAUAUCGAGAAAGAUAUAUAUUCAGAGCUCGAUGAUGAACUGGACAUUUCGGAUAACUCCAGCAGCUUCAGUUCAAGCCCUCUGAAAGAGUCUACAUUCAGCAUUUUAAAGAGAAGUUUUAGUGCUUCAGGAGGUGAAAGGCAAUCCCAAACAAGAGACUUCCCUGGCGGGAUAGGAUCAAGACCAAGACCAGCUUUGCUGCCUCUUGACCUGCUUCUACAAGUGCCACCCCCCAUGCUCAGGGCCCACGUUAAGGAACUAGAGGUCGAGUUAGUGACAGGAUGGCCGUCCCAUAGCCUUCCUGCCGUGAUCCUUCGCAGUCUCAAAGAUCAUGGGCCACAGAUGAGCACAUUCUUGUGGCAAGCGUCUGCAGGAAUUGCUGUGUCCCAGAGGAAAGUCCGUCAGAUCAGUGAUCCUAUUCAGCAGAUACUGAUUCAGCUGCACAAAAUUAUCUACAUCACACAGCUUCCCCCAGCUUUGCACCACAAUUUGAAAAGAAGGGUCAUAGAGAGGUUCAAGAAGUCCCUCUUCAGCCAGCAGAGUAACCCUUGUAAUCUGAAAUCUGAAAUUAAGAAGUUAUCUCAGGGAUCUCCAGAACCGAUUGAGCCCAACUUUUUUACAACAGAUUAUCAUUUAUUACGUCAUUCAUCUGGUGGUAACAGCCUGUCCCCAAACGACCUGACAGGUCUGCCUACAAGUUCUGACUUGAAGGAGGGAAUAACAUAUGAGCAGAUGCAGACUGUGAUUGAAGAAGUCUUAGAGGAAAGUGGUUAUUACAAUUUUACAUCUAACAG
Molecule: messenger RNA, 1421 nt
Organism: Carlito syrichta (Philippine tarsier)
Lineage: Eukaryota; Metazoa; Chordata; Mammalia; Primates; Tarsiidae
Product: serine/threonine-protein kinase Nek10-like
Exons: 15
Biological process (GO): protein phosphorylation
Molecular function (GO): protein kinase activity; ATP binding
Source: RefSeq, a predicted model, not a curated record